Messenger RNA from Scatophagus argus, 2028 nucleotides. RefSeq names its product sterile alpha motif domain containing 1a (gene samd1a). The coding region runs from base 227 to 1486 and encodes 419 amino acids. Gene Ontology annotation, molecular function: DNA binding; protein binding. NCBI's taxonomy places the organism in Eukaryota, Metazoa, Chordata, Actinopteri, Scatophagidae. The record is from RefSeq and is a predicted model, not a curated record. The transcript is spliced from 7 exons.
GUCCUGGACUGCAAAUUCCACCUUAAAAACCCCGUCGAGUGAAACUUUUCGCUGUAACUCCGUCGGUCCACCUUAAGCGCACACGCAAACGCAGGAGGCGUACAGCAAGGUUUCCGCUUCUCAGUUGGGCUCGGACCGCGGCUCACGAAAAACACCGUGUGUAUCGAACAAGGUUGACGCACCAAGAUAAGAAAAAAAAAGAAAGCGAAGCAACCGAACAAAUAAGAUGUCUGAACCCAAGUACCGCGAGUGGAUCCUGGACACUAUCGACUCGCUGCGGUCGCGAAAAGCCCGGCCGGACUUGGAGAGGAUUUGCCGAAUGGUCCGGAGACGACACGGGUCCGAGCCCGACCGAACCUGCGCAGAACUGGAGAAACUGAUCCAGGAGCAAACCGUGCUGAAAGUUAACUACAAGGGCUCCAUUUCAUACCGGAACGCCGCCAAGGUUCAGCGGAGAAGCAGAAAAAAAGACGAUGUAAUGUUAACAACGGCUGCGAGAAGGAGCGCGGUGGAAGAAGCCAGUCAUUCUGACUUGAGCAACGGGGACAGCGCUUUCGGUGCUGUUGACCAGGACGAGGAGGAUUUGGAGGCUGACACCUCUAUGGCAAUGGACACGGACAGUAAUGCGGAUGAGGAGGUGGCUGAUGAGAGCAGGGACGGGCAGGACGGACCCUCUCCUAGCUGCGCUUAUGAAGAUGCCACCAUACAUUGUGCCUCUGCGCGAGCCGUCUCUGCCCCCUGCUCUCCCUCUGGCGGUCGGCCUGCCCCGGGUCCUGGCUGCAGCCCUGGCUCCGGUCUGGACUGUGUCUCUUCCCAGAAGGCUGGUGAGAGGCCCAGCUCCUUGCCCCCCUCCAGCCCCAGGGCCCUCGCACACAAUGACUGGGCCUAUCAUUCUGCUGUCUGCCCAGUGGAGCGCCAGCACCCAGGAAUGCAGAAAGACAAAGCCAUAAAGCCAGCAAUCCUCCCUGUAACCACCAGCCCUGGUGAUUUAAAGAACAACAUGAAGAAAGAAGAUGGAGGCAAGGCCGAGAAUGGCAGCCUUUCCUCUGACCAGUUGGUACCAGACUAUGCAGCAGGGCAGGAUGAGACCAAGAAUGUAUCUGAUGGAAGACCACAGACGCUAACUUCACCGUCUGACAACUGUACAUUUAAGAAUAAGGCAGAUGUGCCCUCCCUCUCAGCAGCUGAAGACGGUCUUCUGAAUGGUGGAAAAGAUGAUGAAAUCGCUGUGAAGAAGGAGAAGAUGAGCCAGAACUUGUUGCAGUGGACUGUGGCAGAUGUGGCCAGUUACUUCUCAGCUGCAGGCUUUCCUGAGCAGGCCGUGGCCUUUCGGACACAAGAAAUUGAUGGGAAGUCCCUUCUCCUAAUGCAGCGCAGCGACGUGUUGACUGGUCUGUCUAUCAGGCUUGGCCCUGCACUCAAAAUCUACGAGCGCCAUGUAAAGGUGCUGCAGAGGACCCAUUUCCUGGAAUACGAAGACCUCUGAAGUCGUGGUUUACAUGACGGACAGACAAUGCUGUGUUGACCCAAACAUGCAUGCAGUGCCCUCUCCCAUCUGGACCCUACCGCUCACCUUCCUAUACAGUAUAUGCAGAGGGUGAGUGGCUGGGGAAGGCUGCGGUGGAAUUAACUUUCACUGUGAGAAUGACCAGAAACUGAAAGACAGUCAUCCUACCUCUCAUUAUGGUCUUUGGUUUUCAUUUCACCCAUGUGGUGGCUGUUCGAAUGCAUUUUCAAGUGAACGGGCCCCCUACGUUCAGAGUAUGUUUUUAAAGUGGAGGAACAACAACCAUUCUGCAAGACUAAAAGGUGGAUAAAACAGUCACUGAAGGGGACUGAGUCUCGUACGAAGUGGACCGCCUAAUGGUCUGAUGUACCCACGGAGACGUGACUGCAUGGUGCUGCGAGCAAGGUGUUGUCAUAGUUUUGGGUCCACAAGGAAUUGUUGGUUAGCUGUUGGUUAGCUAACUUUUCUCCCUCUUCUGUCUGUUAUAGUAACUUCUGUUUGUCCUGAACCUGUAAGUCAUA